AUGCCUCUGGUCUUGACCCUUGCGCUGCUCGUGGGCCUGAGCGCCCACGGGGGCUGGGGCUGCCUGCAGUGUGACACCUCCGUGAGUUUGGCCCUGAGGCAGCCGCGCUUGGCCAUCAUCCCCAGCCGCUUCCGUUGGGGGCAGCAGGGGGCCCGCGCUCAGGCCCUGCUGCUGGGCAUAGAGGGGUCUUUCUUCCAGAACUACGCGGUGAAGGCGUUUGUGGGGCAAGUGGAGACACGUCACCUGAAACUGCUGGCAUCCUUUAUCAAGACUCAAGCAAAAAGCUUAAAGGGCUCUUCCUUCUCGGAUGAGCCUCUGCUGGAAGAGCUGGUGACUCUCAGGGAGAAGGUGACUAUGAAACUCAAAAGAGCUUUAAGUGUGUAUGAAUUAAAAGCCUGCAACCACAGAAUUUGCCACUCACCAAAAGAAGAGGUCUUAGACUGUUUACAAUGCCUGAAUGUCAGCCCCAAGUGCGUGAAAAGGGAGCACUGUUUUGUGGACAGGCAGCCCCGCGUGGCCCUGCAGUACGACAAAGAGAGUAUCCACCCGCAGAAGCAGGCCCUGCUUGGCAUCAUCCUUUCCUUGUUUCUGGCUGUCUUCGCCUUUGUGGUCAUCGUGGCUUCGGCUAUCACUUACAGGCAAAACCGGAAACUCCUGCUGCAGUAG
This is a messenger RNA of Phyllostomus hastatus (greater spear-nosed bat), 666 nucleotides long. It is a transcript of the gene IZUMO2, whose product is annotated as IZUMO family member 2. The transcript is spliced from 7 exons. The coding region runs from base 1 to 666 and encodes 221 amino acids. The record is from RefSeq and is a predicted model, not a curated record. Lineage: Eukaryota; Metazoa; Chordata; Mammalia; Chiroptera; Phyllostomidae.